UUCAAAAAUUUUUUUUGGGCUUUUUUUUUUUUCUUGAAAGUAGAACAAAUAAUUAUUUAUUUGAGAGUGUUCCUAAUUUUGGUUGAGGGUGUUCUUAAUUUUUUUUUAAGGGUAAACAAAUAAAAAAAUUUAAUUAUUAUAUAUAAUUUUUUUUUUAGGUCAGGAUGAUCCUAGGAACAUUCUGGACUGAACGUGACACUGCCACUGCUUCGUAGUAAUGACUACUUUGAGAAUUCAUGAAGAAGACAAUUAUUUAUAAUGCACAUGUCGAAUGAAGCAUGUAACACAUUGUGAAUAGUACUUAUUAAACCCAUGACCGCACUUUCGUCGCAACAUCAGUUUAGUCCCCCUUGCCGUACAUGAAAAUGUGGGAAAUUGAUUUAAUAAUAUUAUCAACUUCCAUUUGACACUAUUUCGAAUCAAUAUGUUUGACUGACUCUGGCUAUGUUAUAAUCUGCAUGUGCUUGUUUGUAAAUUUUCCAUCGGUGAUGGUUUUGUUUUGUCUUUGUAUUGACGUCGAUGAGGGACCACCAACAGGAAUACUGGAUGGAACUUGCUUGGACAUGAACUGAUGUUUGAGGUAACGUAGCUUUGCCAAAACUUGAUCUCAACCUCACUUACCAGUCACAAAUUUAUGGUACUAUAGAAAUUAGGCUUAUGCUGCUGCAUGUAACACGUUCUAAGGAGUACGGACUUCCUAUUCACCCAUUACUUUAUCAAAAGCCCUUUUCGUUGCAACUUCAGAUUGGCCCCUAGUAAUCGUUGUAUAAAUAAUGUACAUUUUCCAACUCAAAAUUUUUGUAUAAAUGUGCUACUUAGUGCAAGGGAAUUACUUGACCUCAAUUUUUAUUCUGAGAGAGACAGAGAUGGUGAGAGCUCCCUUCUAUGAUAAAAAUGGACUAAAGAAAGGUGCAUGGAGUGUAGAAGAAGAUAAUAAAUUAAGAGCUUAUAUCCAGAGAUUUGGCCAUUGGAACUGGCGGGAACUUCCCAAAUUUGCAGGUUUAUCGAGGUGUGGGAAGAGUUGCAGACUGCGAUGGAUGAACUACCUCCGGCCAGGUGUAAAACGAGGAAACUACACCGAAGAAGAAGAGCGUAUGAUCAUCAAAUUGCAUGAAGAACUAGGCAAUAAAUGGUCUAUGAUUGCGGCAAGCUUGACAGGAAGAACAGAUAAUGAUAUAAAAAACCAUUGGCACGCUCACCUGAAGAAGUGCACCAAGAAUAAUCCUACAAUAUCCAAGAUGAAAACCUUGUCCAAUGAAGCUUACCAGUAUGAUGCUGAUAUAGCUAGGAAAACGGAAAUUGACAAUUUUGUAAGCAGUUCUCCUUCUUACCAAGUUAUGGAGAGCUCCCAAUUAUCCUUAGAAACGUCUUCCAAUGAAUUCCCCUCCUUGAGUUUUGAUAAUGCUCCUUUAUUCGGCAUAAAUUGGAUUGCAGAAGAUAAUCUCACUACAUUGGAAACACUUCAACAAUCGUUUAGUGACUUUUGGACUGAGCCCUUUAUAAUGGACAAUACCUACAUCCAGAAUAAGUAUCCAGUAUCCUUGGCAAAGGGAGGAUUUUGUACAUCUCAACCAUGCUACAAUGAAGGCAUAGAUUCCAUCUUCAUGGCCAUGCAAGAAGCAAAGAACUACCAGGGAAUUAAUGAAGAUCCAUAUUUGCUGAACUAGUGUGUUGGCACAUUUUCAUAUUUAACUGAAUAAAUGAAAUAUUUAUCGGUGUGCGUUUCAAAACCGAUUAAAAGCUAA
Messenger RNA from Quercus robur (English oak), 1745 nucleotides. Its product is annotated as transcription factor WER-like. The record is from RefSeq and is a predicted model, not a curated record. The transcript has 3 exons. The coding region runs from base 807 to 1667 and encodes 286 amino acids. Lineage: Eukaryota; Viridiplantae; Streptophyta; Magnoliopsida; Fagales; Fagaceae.